UUUUUGUCAUUUGUCAUUAGUAACAUAACCUAUAAAAUUAUUUGGAGUAUUUUCAUUUAGUGAAAAUGUUGAGUAGAGUAUUUUUUAAUACAAGUCGUAUUUUACGAGCAGCUACGAGUAAAGUACUAUCACCGGCGAAAAAUGUAGUUUGUCUAAAACCCACUGCUCAUAAUUUUUCAAGCACAUUAGUGGGAAAUGUUACAACCUAUAAACCAAUUCUCUGUUCAAAUCCUCUUGUUAAAGCACUGGCAAUCAAUAUUACUCCUGUUAGAACAGUAACCAAAUACUCUUACAGAAAAGGAAAGAGAAAGUCUGUGAAAGCUGUUUUGCGAAGAUUUUAUCGCUUAGACUGGGGAGGCUGGAUCCGUACCAAAUGUGGAAGACAUAAACGUCUGUGGAGAAAGAGUCCGCCAAGAAAGAGAAGAUUGAGGCAACAUGUAUUCUGUAACGCCACACAAAGCUAUUUACUCGAUAAAAUGGUAGGAAGCUAUUGGCGUAAACCGAAAUAUUAUGUAGAUGAUCCUUACGAGCCUUACCAUACGAGAGAUGAAUUUUCUAUUACAUCAGUGAAGCCACGACCUUAUUUUCCCCCCGAAAAGCAAAAUUAGCGUGAAAUGUACUUUUGAAAGUUAAAUAAUGAAUUUACUCCAUACUGUUGUUUCAGUUUCACAAUUCUAGACUAACUUUGACGAUUUGAAUGCCCUAUUAAGAUAGCUCAAGGGAAUUGAGGUUGUGUUGGAUAAAGUAGAUAGCUCCUCAUUAUACUUUUAUGUGUUAUAUAAUACAGUACAAAAGAUAUUUA
Messenger RNA from Coccinella septempunctata (seven-spotted ladybird), 802 nucleotides. RefSeq names its product 39S ribosomal protein L35, mitochondrial (gene mRpL35). Gene Ontology annotation, cellular component: ribosome; mitochondrion. Gene Ontology annotation, biological process: translation. The coding region runs from base 66 to 608 and encodes 180 amino acids. Lineage: Eukaryota; Metazoa; Arthropoda; Insecta; Coleoptera; Coccinellidae. The record is from RefSeq and is a predicted model, not a curated record. The transcript has a single exon. Gene Ontology annotation, molecular function: structural constituent of ribosome.